AUGGAAAAUGAAGAAAUUAACCACCUUGAAGGCGUAUACAAGUCACUCCAGGAUAAUAUAAACAAAUUGUCAGAAAACCAAAAUAAUAUUAUAACAAAAUUCGACGUCUUAACUAAGCAUGUGGACGAAUUCAAAAAAACUCUGACGCAGUUCUCAGAUAAGAUUGCUGUUUUGGAAGAAGUAACAACAGACAGGAAAAAAAUUAAAUCUGAAAUGAAGAUCAUGAAGAAUAGGAUAGAUGAAUUGUAUGCAAUAGUUAAAGAAGGAAAGGAAGAUGAUUCAAUACCCAGUGAUCACGAGGAUGUUCAAGACAUUGAGUCCUGUCACUCGGGAUUUUCUUGCUCUUCGAAGGUAACGAUGACAACCGGACUUGACAGGGACACGAUACGUGCCGCUUAUGAAGACGUACGGUCCGAUAAUUCCCCCACAGAAUGGGCGGUGUUUAAGUUCGACGGUGCCCGCAUAGUGUGCUCGGCGCGUGGCUCCGACUUCACAGAAUUCCGCACACAGUUCUCUGACGACGAUCGUGCGUUUGGAUACCUCAGGUUGCAGAUGGGCGACGAAAUGUCAAAACGUAAGAAGUUUAUGUUCAUGACGUGGGUAGGGCCCAACGUGUCUGUCAUCAACCGCGCCAAAAUGUCAACCGACAAAGCCAUCAUCAAAGACAUCAUCUCUAAUUUUGCUGUUGAAUUACAAUUGGAAAAUCAAUCCGAAAUAGACAUCGAUCAAUUCAAAGAUGCUCUGAAUAGAGCAGGUGGAGCAAACUAUGGGACUGGAGUCAGGGAUUUAUGA
Molecule: messenger RNA, 792 nt
Organism: Arctia plantaginis
Lineage: Eukaryota; Metazoa; Arthropoda; Insecta; Lepidoptera; Erebidae
Source: the annotation of a GenBank genome assembly